AUGUCAGUCGGUAUAGGGGAUUACAACUUUGUGGAUCGGGCGAAGGAGAUGCCUGAACUGGCUCGUGCUUUAUCCACAGGGAUGAUGCCAGAUGAACAACACAGCAGUCCAGCUGGAGAUGACACGAUAUCGCCGACAGACAGACAGAGAGAGGAUCAAGUUACCAGCCUUGCACGUCAGAUGUCUCGUGCGUCCAUCCAUGGUGAUCAACCUCUCGACUUAUUCAAUUACAACGCGGAUAGCGACCUCGACCCUUUCUCCGACAACUUCAACGCAAGGAAGUGGGUAAAAGAGAUGAGCAGGAUCAGUCAGGAGUCUUCACCAAGGAGGACCGCAGGUAUAUCCUACUCAGGCAUGAGUGUUCAUGGGUUCGGAUCCGAUGCUGAUUAUCAGAAGACAGUCAGCAAUAUCGGAUUAUCUCUGCUGAGUUCCGCUCGGGAUCAGUUUAGCAAUCGAAAACGGAAAGUUCAUAUCCUCAAUGACCUGGAUGGAGUACUCGAUGCGGGGGAAAUGCUGGUUGUUUUAGGUCCCCCUGGAAGUGGGUGCACCACGCUGUUGAAAACAAUUGCUGGAGAGACGAAUGGUAUAUUCUUGAAUGACGAGGCUGAGAUCAACUAUCGAGGUAUCACCCCCAAGCAGAUGCAUGGUAGAUUUCGUGGGGAGGCAAUAUACACUGCGGAAGUGGACGUCCACUUUCCUGGUAUGACCGUUGGUGAAACGCUUCAGUUUGCUGCCGAAGCUCGUGCGCCUCGUUCCCCUCCAGGUGGUCUAAGUAGAAUCCAAUGGGCGACACAUUACAGAGACGUCAUCAUGUCGGUUUUUGGUAUCACACACACAAUCAAUACAAAAGUAGGGAAUGACUUUAUCAGAGGAGUGUCUGGUGGAGAACGAAAGCGUGUCACUAUCUCAGAGGCCGCUCUGGCUGGUGCUCCUCUUCAAUGUUGGGACAACUCCACCCGUGGUCUUGAUUCUGCCAAUGCCAUCGAAUUCUGUAAGACUUUGAGAAUGCAGGCCGAAUAUCUGGGUACGACCGCUGUGGUUGCAAUCUACCAGUCUCCACAAUCUGCAUACGAUCUGUUCGACAAGGUCUCUGUGCUGUAUGAAGGCGAGCAAAUCUAUUUUGGAAAGAUCCACGAAGCCAAACCAUUUUUCGAAGACAUGGGCUUUGAAUGUCCUGCACAACAGACUACACCGGAUUUUCUCACUAGUUUAACCAGUCCAUCGGAGCGUAAAGCGAGGCCAGGAUUCGAAAAUCGAGUUCCAAAUACACCCAAGGAAUUUGUUCACAGAUGGAAGCAGAGCGCGGCGUAUGACAAGCUAAGAGAGGAUAUUGCGUUAUUCAAUCAGCAGCACCCUGUGGGGGGGCAGAAUUACGAAGAUUUCGUGAUCUCCAGACGAGCUCAGCAAUCCAAACGGACCCGUGCUUCUUCGCCCUAUACAUUAUCAUACGGUCAACAAGUCAAACUUUGUGUUGCACGGGGCUUCUGGCGUUUACGUGCGGAUCCCAGUCUGACCUACACGCAGCUUUUCGGUAAUUUCGUAAUGGGUUUGAUAAUCAGUUCGGUUUUCUACAAUCUCCAGGAUACAACGGAUAGCUUCUACCAACGAGGGUCUUUGCUGUUCUUUGCUGUACUGCUCAACGCUUUUGGCGCUGCCCUGGAAAUUCUCACACUCUACGCUCAGCGUCCAAUUGUUGAGAAGCAUGCUCGUUACGCCUUCUAUCAUCCCUCCGCCGAAGCCUUUGCAUCCAUGCUUGUCGACAUGCCUUACAAAGUCCUAAACGCCAUCUUCUUCAAUCUGGUCCUAUACUUUAUGACUAAUCUCCGACGUGCACCUGGCCCCUUCUUCUUCUACCUGAUGAUCAACUUCUUUGCCACCCUCACCAUGUCAAUGAUCUUCAGAACGAUCGGCUCUGUGUCUCGUCAAUUCGUCGCUGCUAUGACACCGGCGUCCAUCAUCAUGAUCGGUCUUGUUGUCUAUACUGGAUUUGCCAUUCCGGUUACAUACAUGAGAGGAUGGUCUCGGUGGAUCAACUACAUCGACCCUAUCGCAUAUGCUUUUGAAUCUCUGAUGAUCAACGAAUUUCAUGGUCGAGAUUUCUCGUGCUCCUCCUUUGUUCCCUCUCCACUUAUUCCCGGCUAUGCCGACGUAGGUGCUACCAAUCGAGUUUGCAGUACUGUCGGCUCAGUAGCUGGUGCGAGCUCCGUCAACGGGGAUACGUAUCUCGCUGUUUCAUAUGCCUACUACCACUCACAUAAGUGGCGAAAUUUCGGCAUCCUGCUUCUCUUCAUGUUCUUCUUCUUCGCAACAUAUAUUGGUGCCACUGAAUACAUCACUGAGAAACAAUCGAAAGGCGAGAUUUUGGUGUACCCUAAAGGUCAGAUACCCGAGGCUCUCCGAUCAUCCAAAAGCAGUGAUGCAGAAUCAGAAGGGUCCGAUUCUAAUAAUAGAGUCAAGUCUUCCUCUGAUGGGGUCAACACCGCUAUCAUUCAACGGCAGACAAGUAUAUUCUCCUGGCGUGAUGUCGUGUAUGACAUUAAAAUCAAGAAAGAGACCAGACGUAUUCUGAACCACGUCGACGGGUGGGUGAAACCUGGAACUCUUACUGCUCUGAUGGGAGUUUCCGGUGCAGGUAAAACAACUCUCCUCGAUGUUUUGGCUACCCGUGUGACUAUGGGAGUAGUUACGGGUGAAAUGCUAGUGGAUGGUCACCAGCGGGAUGUUUCGUUCCAGCGAAAAACCGGUUACGUGCAGCAACAAGAUAUCCACCUUCAGACCAGUACCGUUCGAGAAGCGCUUAGAUUCAGUGCCCUUCUCCGACAGCCUAAGCAUGUCAGUAAGCAGGAGAAAUUGCAAUAUGUCGAAGAAGUCCUCAAGCUACUCGAGAUGGACGGUUAUGCGGAUGCGGUCGUUGGUGUACCCGGUGAAGGCUUGAAUGUUGAGCAACGUAAACGCUUGACCAUUGGAGUGGAACUUGUCGCAAAACCAGAGUUACUGUUGUUCCUCGAUGAACCGACCUCUGGAUUGGAUUCACAGACGUCUUGGAACAUCCUCCAACUGCUCCGAAAACUUACCGAAAACGGGCAAGCCAUUCUUUGUACCAUCCAUCAGCCUUCAGCCAUCUUGUUCGAGAACUUUGAUCGACUUUUAUUCCUAGCCAAAGGUGGUAAGACUGUCUACUUUGGCGAAGUCGGAAAAGGAUCGCACAUCUUGAUCGACUACUUCACAAGGAAUGGUGCGCCUGAAUGUCCACCUGGUGAAAAUCCUGCUGAGUGGAUGCUUGCUGCAAUUGGGGCUGCUCCUGGAACUCACACCGACGUUGACUGGCAUCAGCAGUGGGUCAACAGUCCUGAGAGAGUCAGAGUCCAUGAAGAAUUGGAUCGAAUGAAACAAGAGCGGCCUGCGGCGAAGGAACACUCCGGAGACUCAAAGGCUGACAAAGCUAGCUACUCGGAAUUCGCUGCGCCUUUUGGAACACAAUUCGUCGUCGUACUAAAGCGUGUGUUUGAACAAUAUUGGCGGACUCCUUCCUACAUUUACUCAAAGCUCUUCCUCGCGACUGCUUCUGCUCUCUUCAUAGGAUUCUCUUUCUUCAAGGCGGAUACCUCUCAGCAAGGUCUUCAAAGUCAGCUCUUCUCGGCUUUCAUGUCCUUCCUUAUCUUCGGCCAGCUUGUGCAACAAAUCAUGCCCAAUUUCGUCGUGCAGCGGAGCUUAUAUGAGUCUCGAGAGCGCCCAUCCAAGACCUACGACUGGAAAGUAUUCAUUUUGAGCAACAUAGUCGUAGAAAUUCCCUGGUCCAUGCUUGUGGGAACCCUGUUCUUUUUCUGCUGGUACUACCCUAUCGGUUAUUACCGCAACGCAGUACCCACCAAUACUGUUCACGUUCGCGGUGCUCUAAUGUGGCUAUACAUGCAGGUGUUCUUCCUCUUCACCUCGACCUUCGCCACCGCGAUAGUCGCCGGUAUGGACCUGGCUGAAACGGCGGGUAACAUUGCUCAAUUGAUGUUUUCCUUGUGUCUCAUCUUCAAUGGGGUCCUCGUCGUAUACAACUCGCUCCCUGGCUUCUGGAAAUUCAUGUACCGAGUCUCGCCUUUCACAUACCUGGUUGAGGGCCUCUUGAGUGUCGCCGUCGCCAACACCGCAGUCGUCUGCUCGUCCGCCGAAUACUUACGAUUUGAGCCUCCCAAUGGAGAAACGUGCGGCACUUACAUGUCCAGCUAUAGAUCAAUAGCUGGAGGGUAUCUCCUGGAUGAGAACGCGCAGAGCAAUUGUCAAUACUGUGCGAUCGACAGCACUAACACGUUCUUAUCGAAUUUCAACAUCCAGUAUGCGCAUCGAUGGAGGAACUUCGGUCUCAUGUGGGUCUACAUCAUUGUCAAUGUCAUUGCUGCUAUUGGGUUUUACUGGCUGAUUCGCGUGCCCAAGAAGGCGGGCAAGGAGAAACCUACAACCGAGAGGGAAAAUCUGAAAGCCAUAUCCCGAGAAAAGUCGCGGGAGACUGGAAGAGUAUCAACGUGA
This is a messenger RNA of Kwoniella shivajii, 4518 nucleotides long. RefSeq lists its product as uncharacterized. Gene Ontology annotation, molecular function: ATP hydrolysis activity; ABC-type transporter activity; ATP binding. Bases 1 to 4518 code for a protein of 1505 amino acids. Gene Ontology annotation, biological process: transmembrane transport. Gene Ontology annotation, cellular component: membrane. The transcript has 20 exons. NCBI's taxonomy places the organism in Eukaryota, Fungi, Basidiomycota, Tremellomycetes, Tremellales, Cryptococcaceae. The record is from RefSeq and is a predicted model, not a curated record.